UUUAACAUCUUCUGUAUAUUGAAUCUUAUAAUUGUUUUCUGUUUUGCUGUAUGCUUUUUUGGCAGUUUGUACAGAAUUUUGUUACUAUUACUAGCUUUUGAAAGAAUUCCAUUUUAUCUCACUGUUUUACAAUGAGGGCUCUCUUUAUUGGCGAUUCCAUGAUCAAAUACUUGCAUAAGUAUGUAUCUGUUGAAUCACUUGACUUUCAUUUGGACAUUGUUUCCUAUCCUGGUGCAACUAUUGAAAGAUUAGCUAGCAAUAUUUCUGUACACAAAAAUUAUGACUGGGUCUUAGUGCAUGUUGGCACAAAUAAUGCAUCUUUGGAUACUAUUGAAGUAAUACUUAAAAAAUAUAGAGCUUUGGCCACUGAGGUAUUACUUCAUGACCCAGGUGAAAGAAUAAUUUUCUCGAGUAUUGUUCCAAGAGAUUUUGAUUUCCACAGAAAGGAGAAUAAGGAAUCGGAGUAUUAUUUACAGACACUAAACUAUAAGGUUCGAGCCAUAAACUGUGCACUUAAAGAACUAUGUUAUUUUCAAAUGUUUUUCUUUUGCAGUUCUUUCCAGCCAUCUUGGAAAAACUAUCUUGCAAGAGAUGGCUUGCAUUUAAACAGAUGGGGUAAUAAGCUGCUUGCAGGUUGUUUUCUUGAAUCCUUAACAGGAUGCAUCUCAGCAGAUACAGCAUCUAAAAAGGUAAGCAUGAAUACGUUUUUUUUUUUUUUCUCACAAUGAUUUUAAAAAUUUAUGCAAGCCUGAAGUCGAUAAUUUAUAAUUGGUUUUUGUUUUAUUUUCGCAGAUUGCAAAGACGCAGUCUUCCAACUCUGGUUUUUCUUUUGAUGAUUCAGAGUUUCCUCUAUUGCUAUUUUUUCCCGCAGCAUUUGUUUCUUCUGCUAGGCCAAAGCAAGAGUCUGGCAAGCCAGUUUCUAGGCCUGUGCAACCUGCUAGGCCAAAGCAAGAGUCUGCCAAGCCAGUUCCUAGGCCCGUGCAACCUGCUAGGCCAAAGCAAGAGUCUACAAGGCUAAUUUCUACACCCGUGCAACAGUCAGCUGCUCUGCUGACGAAAGAUAUUUCUUCUCUGCCAUCUUCUAAAGGUAAUACUCAAUUUGUACUGCCUGUGAUCCCAUGCAUUCCAUUCAGUCAGUUUAGUGAAAAUGUUUUGGCCUAAGUGAAGAUUAGU
Messenger RNA from Argiope bruennichi, 1173 nucleotides. RefSeq lists its product as uncharacterized. NCBI's taxonomy places the organism in Eukaryota, Metazoa, Arthropoda, Arachnida, Araneae, Araneidae. The transcript has a single exon. The record is from RefSeq and is a predicted model, not a curated record. The coding region runs from base 132 to 728 and encodes 198 amino acids.